Molecule: messenger RNA, 2337 nt
Organism: Grammomys surdaster
Lineage: Eukaryota; Metazoa; Chordata; Mammalia; Rodentia; Muridae
Product: zinc finger protein 420-like
Exons: 3
Coding region: 16-2337 (773 amino acids)
Biological process (GO): regulation of transcription by RNA polymerase II
Molecular function (GO): RNA polymerase II cis-regulatory region sequence-specific DNA binding; DNA-binding transcription factor activity
Source: RefSeq, a predicted model, not a curated record
AGAGCAAUAAGAAGAAUGAAUGCUUCUCUGGUAAAUGUUCCCCAGGAUCUGUUAACAUUCAAGGAUGUGUCUGUGGACUUCUCACAGGAGGAAUGGGAAAGUCUUGACCGUGCUCAGAGGGCAUUGUACAUGGAUGUGAUGUUGGAGAAUUACAACAAUCUACUCUUUGUGGAGAAUAAUCAUGUAUGUAUCAAGCAUGAUGAAGUCUUGGAUCAAGGCACAAAGUAUAGUGUCCCUGAGAAUGUGAUUAUUCAAGAGAAGUCUAAUAAAUGGAAUGAAUGUGGAAAAAUGAUUGAUGAGUCCUCCAAAAGUACAGCUUAUCAAACUAACAACAGAGAAGCCUCCAUUGAAUCAUCAAACAGACAUAAAACUGAGAAUGCCAUGGAACCAUGCAAAUAUAAAGACUGUGCGAAUGCCUUCAAUUUGUAUUCCAUCACUAGUCAAAAUCAAACAGUGCACCUAGAAAUGAAAAAACACAACAAAACACAGUAUGAUAAAGUUUCUCACUCUAAAUGUAAACUCGUGCUAAAAGGAAACAAUAGUGGAAUGAAACCACACAAGUGCAGGAAGUCUGGGAAAUUCUUCAAGAUGUACUCAAGCCUGAGUAGACCUCAAAGAGUUCAUACUAGAAAGAAACACUAUAAAUGUACAAAAUGUAGUAAAUCCUUUCUGCAUUUGUCACACUUCAAACUACAUUACAAAAUCCAUUAUGGAGGAUAUCCCUACAAAUGUACAGAAUGUGGUAAGUGCUUUUAUUAUGUAUCAGACUUUGAAAGACACUACAAAAUCCACCCUGAAGAGAAUACUUACAAAUGUAGUUUUUGUGGCAAAUCCUUUAUAUGCUGUUCAGGUCUUAGAAAACAUGAGAAAAUUCAUGAAGGAGAGAGGCUCUUUGAAUAUAACCAAGGUACUAGGUCAGUCUGUACAUUUUCCUAUGGUGGAUACCAUUACAAGGCAGAUACAAGAGAGAAAUGUUACAGAUGUAAAGAAUGUGGCAAAUCCCUUUCCACAUCCUCAGGACUUAAAAUACAUCAGAGAAUUCAUACAGGAGAGAAACCUUACAAAUGUAGUGACUGUGAUAAAUCUUUUACCCAGAAGAGCAAUCUUAGAAUGCAUCAGAAAAUUCAUACAGGAGAGAAUACUUUCAAAUGCAGUGAAUGUAACAAAUGCUUUACCCAGAAAUGUCUUCUUAGAACUCAUCAGAGAACUCAUUCAGGAGAAAAGCCUUACAAAUGUAGUGAAUGUGACAAAGCCUUUGCUGAUGGCUCAUAUCUUAGAAGUCAUCAGAGAAUUCAUUCAGGAAAGAAACCUUACAAAUGUAGUGACUGUGACAAAUCCUUUAACCGGAAAGACCACCUUAGAAUUCAUCAGAGAAUUCAUACAGGAGAGAAACCUUAUAAAUGUAGUGAAUGUGACAAAUGCUUUACCCAGAAAGGCAGUGUUAGAAUUCAUCAGAGAAUUCAUACAGGAGAGAAACCUUACAAAUGCAGUAAAUGUGAUAAAUCUUUUACCAAGAAAGACUGUCUUAUAAUUCAUCAGAUAACUCAUACAGGAGAAGAACCUUACAAGUGUAAUGAAUGUGAGAAAUCCUUUAACCGGAAAGAGCAUCUUAGAGCUCAUCAAAGAUUUCAUACAGGAGGGAGAAUUUACAAAUGUAGUGAAUGUGAUGAAUCCUUUACUCUGAAAAUCAGUCUAAGAAUUCAUCAGAAAAUUCAUAUAGGAGACAAGACUUAUAAAUGUAGUAUAUGUGACAAAUCCUUUAACCGGAGAAACCAUCUUAGAACUCAUGAGAGAAUUCAUGCAGGAGAAAAGCCUUACGAUUGUAGGGAAUUUGAAAAUUCCUUUACCCAGAAUGGCUCUCUUAGAAUUCAUCAGAGACUUCAUUCAAGAAAGAAACUUUACAAAUGCAGUGAAUGUGACAAAUCCUUUACUAGCAGCUCAUAUGUUAGAAUACAUCAGAGAAUUCAUUCAGGAGAGAAACCUUACAAAUGCAGUGAGUGUGACAAAUGCUUCACCAGUGGCUCAUAUCUUAGAAUGCACCAAAGAAUUCAUACAGGAGACAAACCUUACAAAUGUGGUGAAUGUGACAAAUGCUUUACUCAGAAAUGCAGUCUGAGAAUUCACCAGAGAAGUCAUACAGGAGAAAAACCUUACAAAUGUGGUAAUUGUGACAGAUCCUUUACAAGUGGGUCAUAUCUUAGAAUACAUCAGAGAAUUCAUAAAGGUGAGAAGCCUUAUAAAUGUAGUGAAUGUGACAAAUCCUUUACCCAGAAAGGCUAUCUUAGAAUUCAUCAGAGAAUUCAUAAAGGAGAAAAACCUUACAAAGGUAGUAAAUGA